AUGGCAACCCAGCUAGUUUCACUGCCUGAAGUGGAGAGGCUGAGCGCCUCGGUUGUGAGAAUCCUGGCAGGAAACCCAAGCAAAAUAACUGAGUCUAACAUUUUUCCAGGAACAAAUACAUAUCUCAUCGGACGCGGCCCACGUCGGCUUCUCAUCGAUACCGGCGAAGGCGUUCCCCGGUGGUCGAGCCUACUCCAAACAGUGCUAAAGGACGAAAAGGCCACUGUGCAUGAAGCCUUGAUCACGCAUUGGCAUCAUGACCAUGUCAACGGGAUCCCGGACUUGCUUCGCAUUUGUCCGCAGGCGACUGUCUAUAAACACCAGCCGGAUGACGGGCAGCGAGAGAUUGAAGACGGGCAGGUAUUCCAGGUAGAAGGGGCUACGUUAAAGGCGUUCCAUACACCGGGUCACACGGUGGAUCAUAUGAGUUUUAUCUUUGAGGAAGAGGAUGCCAUAUUUACGGGUGAUAACGUACUAGGCCAUGGCACGGCAGUGUUUGAAGACCUCCAUGCCUACAUUGACAGCCUACACAAAAUGAAAAGCGCCGUGUCCGGCCGCGCAUACCCCGGCCACGGGCCAGUGCUUGACAACGCCACGGCCAAAAUCACGGAUUACAUCAAACACCGCCAGCAGCGAGAAGACGAGGUGGUCCGGGUACUCACUUAUGGCACUGUGGACGCAGCCGAAGCGCAGAAGAAGAGCGGCGAGCAGCAGCAGCAACAGGGUUCAUCCAGCUGGACGCCCAUCGAGCUCGUCAAAGUCAUCUAUCGCGAUGUCCCCGAGAGUCUUCACCUGCCGGCAUCGCACGGGAUCGUGCUCAUUCUGAACAAGCUGGAGAACGAAGGCAAGGUCAAACACGAGGGCUCGUCGGGGAAAUGGAGUCUGAAUGUUCAUCGGCCGGCUCUGUAA
Talaromyces rugulosus is the source of this 909-nucleotide messenger RNA. RefSeq lists its product as uncharacterized. Gene Ontology annotation, biological process: secondary metabolite biosynthetic process. The coding region runs from base 1 to 909 and encodes 302 amino acids. The transcript is spliced from 3 exons. The record is from RefSeq and is a predicted model, not a curated record. NCBI's taxonomy places the organism in Eukaryota, Fungi, Ascomycota, Eurotiomycetes, Eurotiales, Trichocomaceae.